CAGAGGCAGGUUGUUCGGUAGUUUCUACCGGACUUCCAGAAGAUGGGUACAGGUGGUGGGAUGCGAAUACCGCUAUGGAUAUCAAUAAUAACACUUGCCUUCAUACAGAUCAAAGUUCAAGCCCAGGAUGAUGAGCAACAAACAAAAUCAAACUAUGCUUCUCCAUCGAUCCUGCAGCGACAAAAAAAUUUUCCACCAGCUUCAAAAUCCCAAGAAGUGACAAUCAUUCCACCAUUUCAAAACACACUGAGAUUAAAGGCUGGCAACCCCUCUCACAAUGGCCGUGUGUGCAGCACAUGGGGUAACUUCCACUUCAAGACCUUUGAUGGGGACAUCUUUUACUUCCCUGGGGUCUGCAAUUACAUCUUUGCAUCCAACUGCAAAUCUCCCUAUGAGGACUUCAACAUCCAGAUUAGACGUACAACAGUGGAAAAUGCUACCAUGAUCACGCAUGUCCUCAUGAAGCUGGAAGGAGCAGUGAUUGAACUGACCCGCGGCUCUGUCCUUCUUGAUGGCAAACUGGUUCAGAUGCCCUACAGCCAUAUGGGAGUCUUGAUAGAGAGAAGUAACAGCUAUUUGAAAGUUUCUGCCAAGAUAGGACUGACCUUCCUUUGGAAUGAAGAAGAUGCCCUUCUGGUGGAACUAGAUAAGAAAUACGCCAAUCAAACUUGUGGACUUUGUGGGGACUUCAAUGGAAUUCCAGUCAGCAAUGAAUUUAUUUCAGAGAAGACAAGGCUGACUCCCAUACAGUUUGGGAAUAGACAGAAGAUUGAUGGACCCAUAGAGCAGUGUGCUGAUCCUGCUCCUUCUGCUGUUCUAAUGAACUGCUCAGCUGAAUUUGCUUCUAUCUGUGAGACAGUAUUAACCAGUACAGCAUUUACAAGCUGUAAUGCACUUGUGAAUAUUCAGGACUACAUUGAAACUUGCAUACAAGACUUAUGCCACUGUGAUAGCUCUAUGGCUGACUUCUGCAUGUGCAAUACCUUUGCUGAAUACUCCCGGCAGUGUGCUCAUGCGGGUGGACAGCCUCUGAACUGGAGAACCUCAGAACUAUGUCCCAAAUCAUGUCCUUUCAACAUGCAAUAUCAGGAGUGUGGGUCCCCCUGCUCUGAUACAUGUAGCAACCAGGAACGAUCUGCACUUUGUGAAGACCACUGUACAGAUGGCUGCGUCUGUCCUCCAGGAAUGGUAUUUGAUGAUAUUAAUGGUGCUGGCUGCAUUCCCCGUAAAGAAUGUCAUUGUACCUAUGAAGGUGAAUCUUAUGCUCCGGGUGCCUCCUUCUCAUCUAAAUGCAGAUCAUGUACCUGUGCUGGAGGUGAAUGGUCUUGUGUCACCCAGUCAUGCCAUGGAACUUGCAGUAUUGAAGGAGGCUCCCACAUCUCAACAUUUGAUGAAAAAUAUUAUUCCUUCUUCGGAGACUGUAGUUAUGUCCUAACCAAGCUCUGUAAUGGCAAUGAAUUCACUGUUCUGGGAGAUAUCUACAAGUGUGGCCUGACUGACACUGAGACGUGCCUAAAGGGUGUAACUGUCAGCCUAAGUGGAGGACAAACUAACAUUGUGAUCCAGCCUUCUGGCAGUGUAUUUGUAAACAUGAUCUACACACAGCUACCAUUCUCUGCAGCAAAUGUCACCAUCUUUAGACCAUCAUCUUUCUUCAUCAUUCUGCAAACGACCUUUGGUCUUCAGCUACAGGUUCAGCUCGUGCCUCUCAUGCAACUUUUUAUAGACUUAGACCCGUCACAUAAAGGGCAGACCUGUGGUCUCUGUGGUAACUUCAAUGACAUGCAGACAGAUGAUUUCAAAAUUACCAGUGGUGUAAUAGAGGGUACUUCAGCUGUCUUUGGCAAUACCUGGAAAACACGGGCCAAUUGUCCUGAUGUCGAAAAUACCUUUGAGGACCCAUGUACUGUCAGCAUACAAAAUGACCAGUAUGCUCAGCACUGGUGUGGACUGCUGUCUGACACCAUGGGACCUUUUGCUGAAUGUCACUCAACAGUGAAUCCAGAAGUUUACCAGAAGAACUGCAUGUUUGACACAUGUAACUGUGAGAAGAGUGAGGACUGCAUGUGUGCUGCCCUUUCCAGCUAUGUGAGAGCCUGUGCUGCUAAAGGAGUUCUCCUCACCGGAUGGAGGAGCAAAGCCUGCACAAAAUACACCACCUUGUGUCCAAAAUCCUUGGAGUACACUUACAAUGUUGAUUCCUGUCAACCCACCUGCCGGUCUCUGAGUGAGCCUGAUGUCACAUGCAACAUCAAGUUUAUCCCAGUUGAUGGCUGCACCUGCAUAAAUGGAACCUACAUGGAUGAAAGUGGCAAAUGUGUGCCUACUUCUAGCUGUCCUUGUUACUACAAAGGAAUGCCUCUGUCUACUGGAGAAGUUAUUCACGACAAUGGUGUUGUCUGCACUUGCACCUAUGGAAAGCUGAGCUGUAUUGGCGAGAAACCUGAACCAGUCUGCGUACCUCCCAUGGUUUAUAUUGACUGUGGCAAUGCCACUGCAGAUGUGGUAGGAGCAGGAUGCCAGAAGAGCUGUCAGACAUUAGAUAUGGAAUGUUACAAAACACACUGUGUCUCUGGCUGUGUGUGUCCUCAUAAUCAAGUGUUAGAUGGCAAAGGUGGCUGUAUAGCUCCAGAGGACUGUCCAUGUGUUCACAAUGGGAAUUCCUACACUCCAGGCGAAUCAAUCAGAGUUGGCUGUAACAACUGCACAUGUAGAAACAGAAAAUGGCACUGCUCUGAGGAACCUUGCCUGGAAACCUGUUCUGUUUAUGGAGAUGGGCAUUACACCACCUUUGAUGGCAAACGCUUUGAUUUUGAAGGAGACUGUGAAUAUGUUCUGGUCCAGAACUAUUGUGGCCAACAAGGUAUGAAUCAGGGAACCUUCAGAGUCAUCACUGAGAACAUUCCAUGUGGUACUACUGGAACCACCUGCUCCAAGUCUAUUAAAGUUUUCCUGGGGAACUAUGAGCUGAUACUCAGUGAUGGACACUCUGAUGUUAUCCAGAGGACACCUGGAGGAAAAAUGCCAUUCCAAAUCCGUUCCAUGGGUAUCUACCUGGUGGUUGACACUACUGUUGGUCUGAUACUCAUGUGGGACAGAAGAACCAGUAUAUUCAUCAAACUUAGUCCCACCUUUGAGGGACAUGUCUGUGGACUUUGUGGAAACUAUGAUGGCAAUGGAAAUAAUGACUUCACUACUCGCAGUCAGUCUGUGGUAGGAAAUGUGCUGGAAUUUGCCAACAGCUGGAAAGUGUCUUCUAGUUGCCCAAAUGCCAAUCGUACCAAGGACCCAUGCACUGCAAACCCAUACAGGAAAGCCUGGGCACAAAAGCAGUGCAGUAUCAUUACCAGUGAAGUGUUUGCAAAGUGUCACUCACAGGUUGAACCAAAUGAAUAUUAUGAAGCAUGCGUAGAUGAUGCUUGUGCCUGUGAUACUGGAGGAGACUGUGAAUGUUUCUGUACAGCAGUAGCUGCCUAUGCUCAAGCGUGCAAUGAGCUGGACAUCUGCAUUUCAUGGAGAACCCCAUCCGUUUGUCCUCUGUUCUGCGAUUACUACAAUCCGCAAGGGGAGUGUGAGUGGCACUACAAGCCAUGUGGAGCCCCUUGUAUGAAAACCUGCAAUAACCCAAGUGGGAAUUGCCUUCAUGAGUUGAGAGGCCUUGAAGGCUGCUAUCCACACUGUCCAAAGAAUAAGCCGUAUUUUGAUGAAGAAACCAUGACCUGUGUUUCUGAUUGUGGUUGUUACGAAAAUGGAAAAAAUUACAAACCAGGAAUGCAGAUGCCUUCAAAGCACAAUUGUCAUUUAUGUGAAUGCACAAAUCAUGGCAAAAAAUGCAAGUAUGAUGAAGAUGAAUGUGUCUGCGUUUAUGAGGGACAGAACUACAACUAUAAAGAUGUGAUCUACAAUACUACAGAUGGCACAGGAGGGUGUAUUGUUGCAACCUGUGGUCCCAAUGGAACACUUCAAAGGACUGUCUAUGAAUGUCCAACCUCAACAUCACCCACAACAGCAACAACAUUUCAUUUCAGCACUACGCCACCUGCCACUGCUUCCACAGUGUCUCCAACUACAUCAGUAUGUGUUCAUGAAGUCUGUGAUUGGUCAGAAUGGUAUGAUGGGAGUCUGCAAACCCCUGGCUAUGAUGGUGGAGAUUUCGAAACGUUUGAUGAUUUGAGAGCUAAAGGUUAUGAAGUCUGUAAGACUCCACGGGCUGUGCAAUGCAGAGCACAGAAAUUCCCCAAUAUACCACUGAAAGACCUUGGCCAAAAAGUAGAAUGUAGUACAAGAUCUGGGCUUAUAUGUUACAACAAAGAUCAGAUUUCAACAAUGUGUGACAAUUAUGAAAUCAGAAUCUUAUGCUGUCAAUUUGUACCAUGCUCUUCCACAACACAUUUCGGCAUGUCAACACCAAUCACACCACCAUCUAAGAGCACAGAAACAUCAAGUCCAACUGAAGAAACUACAUCAUUUUCAACCACUCUAUCACCAGUUAUUAUAACUUCUGAAAGCACGACGUUUGCACCUUCAGCUACUAGAGAAACAACCACACUCACAAGUGAAAUGACAAAACCUGUCACCACUUCUCCUUCACCAGCUAUUUGUACUAAAGAAGAAUGCUACUGGUCAAUGUGGUAUGAUGUAAGUUAUCCAGGGUCUGGAUAUGAAGACGGAGAUUUUGACACAAUUCAGAACAUUGAAAAAAAGGGUUACAAAGUUUGUGAUAACAGAAAGGAUGUUGAAUGCAGAGCAGUAAGGUUCCCUAAUACACCAUAUCCCCUCCUGGAGCAACAUAUAACAUGUAGCACAGAAGAAGGGUUGAAAUGCUACAAUAAAGACCAACUACCACCCAUCUGCUAUAAUUAUAAACUAAGAUUUAAAUGCUGCAAAAAUAUAACAGUACCAUGUCAGCCAACUGCAACACCACAAAGAACUACACAGACAUCAGAAAUUACUCCAAUUUUCUCAACAGCUCUAAUAACAUCAUCGACAGAAGUACCAACAACACCAUAUUUACAAACCAAACAUAAGGUAACAACAAUAUCAUCACCUCCACCAGAAACAGGAUAUAUUCAUACAAGAAUAACAUCACAACCAACAACAACAUCUCAAAGAGAAACACAGACCACAAAGCCAUCAAUCCACACAACCUACUACUCUACCAGCAUCAGCACCCGCACCGCCCCGACAUCCUCCAGCGUCACGACCUCCACCUCCACAUUCCACUCCUCUACCACGCAGCCCACUUCUUCAGAAAUCAUUUCGCAAACCUACACCAGCACCACCAGCCCCAAACCGACACCUACCAUUUACUACCCCAGCGUCACCUCCUCCACCACCCCGUCCACUACCGCCUGUGAGCCCGAGGUGUGCUCCUGGAGCGAAUGGUUCGACGUCGACUUCCCCUCCUCGGGGCCCAACCAGGGAGACUUCGAAACCUACCAGCGCAUCCGCGCCGCCGGGAAGGAAGUGUGUCAACGGCCAAAGGAUAUCGAGUGCCGGGCGGAGGACUACCCCGAGGUCUCCAUCCAGCAGGUCGGACAGGUCGUGCAGUGCGACGUCCACUUUGGACUGGUGUGCAAGAACGAAGACCAGACUGGCAAGUCUAAGAUGUGCCUCAACUACAGGAUCCGCGUCCUCUGCUGCACCCCGAACUACAACUGCCCAAGCAGCACCUCCUUCCCAACCACCAGCCCUACCAGCAUCAGCACCCGCACCGCCCCGACAUCCUCCAGCGUCACGACCUCCACCUCCACAUACCACUCCUCUACCACGCAGCCCACUUCUUCAGAAAUGAUAUCGCAAACCUACACCAGCACCACCAGCCCCACACCAACACCUACCAUUUACUACCCCAGCGUCACCUCCUCCACCACCCCGUCCACUACCGCCUGUGAGCCCGAGGUGUGCUCCUGGAGCGAAUGGUUCGACGUCGACUUCCCCUCCUCGGGGCCCAACCAGGGAGACUUGAAACCUACACGCAUCCGCGCCGCCGGGAAGGAAGUGUGUCAACGGCCAAAGGAUAUCGAGUGCCGGGCGGAGGACUACCCCGAGGUCUCCAUCCAGCAGGUCGGACAGGUCGUGCAGUGCGACGUCCACUUUGGACUGGUGUGCAAGAACGAAGACCAGACUGGCAAGUCUAAGAUGUGCCUCAACUACAGGAUCCGCGUCCUCUGCUGCACCCCGAACUACAACUGCCCAAGCAGCACCUCCUUCCCAACCACCAGCCCUACCAGCAUCAGCACCCGCACCGCCCCGACAUCCUCCAGCGUCACGACCUCCACCUCCACAUUCCACUCCUCUACCACGCAGCCCACUUCUUCAGAAAUCAUUUCGCAAACCUACACCAGCACCACCAGCCCCAAACCGACACCUACCAUUUACUACCCCAGCGUCACCUCCUCCACCACCCCGUCCACUACCGCCUGUGAGCCCGAGGUGUGCUCCUGGAGCGAAUGGUUCGACGUCGACUUCCCCUCCUCGGGGCCCAACCAGGGAGACUUCGAAACCUACCAGCGCAUCCGCGCCGCCGGGAAGGAAGUGUGUCAACGGCCAAAGGAUAUCGAGUGCCGGGCGGAGGACUACCCCGAGGUCUCCAUCCAGCAGGUCGGACAGGUCGUGCAGUGCGACGUCCACUUUGGACUGGUGUGCAAGAACGAAGACCAGACUGGCAAGUCUAAGAUGUGCCUCAACUACAGGAUCCGCGUCCUCUGCUGCACCCCGAACUACAACUGCCCAAGCAGCACCUCCUUCCCAACCACCAGCCCUACCAGCAUCAGCACCCGCACCGCCCCGACAUCCUCCAGCGUCACGACCUCCACCUCCACAUUCCACUCCUCUACCACGCAGCCCACUUCUUCAGAAAUCAUUUCGCAAACCUACACCAGCACCACCAGCCCCACACCAACACCUACCAUUUACUACCCCAGCGUCACCUCCUCCACCACCCCGUCCACUACCGCCUGUGAGCCCGAGGUGUGCUCCUGGAGCGAAUGGUUCGACGUCGACUUCCCCUCCUCGGGGCCCAACCAGGGAGACUUCGAAACCUACCAGCGCAUCCGCGCCGCCGGGAAGGAAGUGUGUCAACGGCCAAAGGAUAUCGAGUGCCGGGCGGAGGACUACCCCGAGGUCUCCAUCCAGCAGGUCGGACAGGUCGUGCAGUGCGACGUCCACUUUGGACUGGUGUGCAAGAACGAAGACCAGACUGGCAAGUCUAAGAUGUGCCUCAACUACAGGAUCCGCGUCCUCUGCUGCACCCCGAACUACAACUGCCCAAGCAGCACCUCCUUCCCAACCACCAGCCUCACUACCAGUAGUGCCACAUCUGAAUCUUGCUGUACCAGCACUUCUUCUACUGCUAUCUCAACACCAUGUUUCUGCAAAAUAGGCAGUGUCAUUUUUUCACCUGGUGAAGUGAUUUACAACCGCACUGAUAGUGAUGGAUGUAGAUUUUAUGCCAUCUGUAGUCCAACAUGCACUGUUAAACGACACGCUGUGGAUUGUAACGUUACUCCUCCUCUAACCACUACUUCUCCUGAAUGGUCUACCGUAACAACAACAGUUCCUCUGCCUACAACUUCUGGAAGACUUCCUUUUCCUGGUUGUGUUUCUGCUACUUACCCUCCCCUUCAACCUGGACAAAGAUACAAAUUAUCCAACUGUACAGAACUCAUCUGUAAGGGAGACAACAAGGUAGAAGUAAUUCCAACGCACUGCCCACCUGUAAAGGAAAUUACCUGUGCAAACAAAUAUCCAGCAAUACUGGUACCUGAUGAAAACGGCUGCUGUUAUCAUUAUGAAUGUCAAUGUGUGUGCAGUGGAUGGGGUGAUCCUCAUUAUAUUACUUUUGAUGGAACCUACUAUACUUUCCUUGAAAACUGUACUUACGUCCUGGUGAAACAGAUUGUGCCUAAAUACAACAACUUCCGUGUUUACAUUGACAAUUAUUACUGCGAUUCAGAAGAUGGACUUUCCUGCCCUAAAUCCAUUAUUAUUUUCUAUAAAUCUGCAGAAGUGCUGCUGACCCGUAAACUCAUGAAUGGUGUGAUGACCAAUGUGAUGUACUUCAACCACAAGAUUGUCAAACCAGGUUUCAAAAAAGAUGGCAUUUCUUUCUCAACACUUGGCAUCAACAUGAUUGUUGAAAUACCAGAGAUUGGUGCAACCAUCACCUUUAGUGGGAUGAUUUUCUCUGUGAAACUCCCAUACAGCAAAUUUGGCAACAACACCGAAGGACAGUGUGGAACAUGUACAAACAAUAAAGCAGAUGAAUGCCGCUUACCAAAUGGUAAGAUCAUUUCCUCCUGUCCCCAAAUGGCUCAUCACUGGAUUGUUGAUAACAACAAGUCAUGCCAUGGAGUACCAAUACCACCAGUUGUAACUACACCUCCACCAAAGCCUCACUGUGGAAUACCUUCUCUUUGCAACCUUAUCUGGAGCAAGACUUUUGCAGAAUGCCAUGCUGUAAUACCACCAGAACCAUUUUUCAAAGGCUGUGUUUUUGAUGGAUGUCGUAUAGCUGAUGAAUCCGUGCAGUGCUCCAGUUUGGAGAUAUACGCUACAGAGUGCGCUGCUAGAGGUGUCUGCAUUGACUGGAGAGGAAAGACCAACAAUACAUGCUCAUACAACUGUCCAUCAAGCUUGGUAUACAAGCCAUGUGGACCCAUUAAUCCUGCUACCUGUGAUCCAAGCUUUGUUGACCUUCCUGGCUAUGGAGUAACUGAAGGAUGUUUCUGUCCUGAAGGAAAGACACUCAUGAGUGAAGAUAGCAACAUCUGUGUCUCUGAAUGCUCUUGCAGGGAACCAAAUGGAGUAUCGAGAUGGCCAGGAGAAAAAUGGAUGAAAAACUGUCAGGAAUGCAUCUGUGACAAAUACACUCUUAAAGUACACUGUAAAAAACACAAGUGCUCCCUGACACAGCAAGUAUUUUGUGAUGAACCAGGUUAUAUGCCUGUUCAGACACAGAUACCAGAAGACCCAUGCUGUACCAGGACUGAGUGCUACUGCAACACUAGCCUCUGCCCUGAGGUCACACACCAGUGCUUAGAGGGACAGGAAGUUGUCACAAUAAUGCAGCCUGGAAAAUGCUGUCCUACCUUUGAAUGUAGACAUGGCUGCGUAGUCAAUGAAACCUACUAUGCACCUGGAGCUGUCAUUCCAUCAGGCUCCUGUGAAGAAUGCACCUGCUCUGAAUCCUCCCACUCAAGCCCCUACCAGCCUAUUGUUAAGUGCAAGCCAGUUAUCUGUGACACAUACUGCCCAGUGGGUUAUAAGUAUACAAAGAAACCUGGAGAGUGCUGUGGCAUGUGCAAGGCAGCAGCUUGUAUAGUGACUGUAGGAGACAUCACACGCGUGCUCCAGGUUGGAGAACUCUGGAACCCACCUGUUGAUAACUGUACAACUUACACAUGUGAAAAAAAUGAUGACCAGUUCAUUCAAGUUGUCUUACAGAAAAGCUGUCCUCCCUUUAACCCUGAUGACUGUGAUCCAGAUGACAUUAAACUAUCUGAUGAUGGCUGCUGUAAAGAAUGCCAAGUAAAACUAAAGAGUUGUAUAAAGCACAAUACUACUACGGUAAUCAAAUAUCAUGGAUGUGUAUCUCCUGCACCAGUUGAGGUGGCAUACUGUGAAGGAAGCUGUGAUGCUUACUCACGAUAUUCUCCAGAGGCAAAUAUGAUGGAACAUAAAUGCUCAUGCUGUCAAGAAAUCAAGACCAGCCAAAGAAAAGUGACUCUGACAUGCAGUGACGGAACCUACCUUGAUCACUCAUACACCUAUGUGGAGAAAUGCAGCUGUGUGAGCGCUGAGUGCAUUUCCCAAGUCAGCACCCAACAGGCAACAAACUAGAUAAAGACCUCUCAGGAACAAGCAAAUGUCCAAAAUUAGAACUAGAGAAAAGUCAUCACACAAGGGUUGAAUGUAAGACUAAAAAAGAAAAACUGAAAAAACACAAAAGUGUUAAAAGCAGCUAAAAUUUUGGAUGAACAUAUGAUAUUUUCUGCAUAAAAACUCAAUAUGACUGUCUACAUUAUUUCAGUUUUCUUUGCUAAUUUAUCUCCUAUUGUUUUUCAUGUGUUUUCUUUUACACCUUGAGAGGUACUGCAUAAGGUCAUUUUGACAUUUCCUGAUUGUUUGUCUUCUCAGAAGUGCUGUACUGUAAGACUGAAAGCUGGAUUUACACUUACACGAGUCUGUUCUGAGAACAGCAUUCUUUUCUGGCUUGAAGCUUGCCUGUGGCGGCAUAACAUGGACACUUGACAAUAUCUAAUAUGUCCAUUAAUGUAGGCUGACCUUUAUAAUGACACUUUCAUUCCAGUUCAUUGACACAAAUCAAAAGCUAAAGUCCAGAAAACAAACCAACCCAAGGAAAACUGUACCUCUCUGUUUCUGUAGUUUUCUUUUUGCAUUACAGAAAACUUAGACUGCAGGAAGCCAUAUCUUCCCAAAACUAUAUACUUUAACAUUUUGAAAAAUUUAUAAUGGGCAUAUUUGCUUAUACAUUCUCAUAAGAA
Messenger RNA from Neopsephotus bourkii (Bourke's parrot), 10508 nucleotides. RefSeq names its product mucin 5AC, oligomeric mucus/gel-forming (gene MUC5AC). The record is from RefSeq and is a predicted model, not a curated record. Gene Ontology annotation, molecular function: protein binding. Gene Ontology annotation, cellular component: extracellular matrix. NCBI's taxonomy places the organism in Eukaryota, Metazoa, Chordata, Aves, Psittaciformes, Psittacidae.